Molecule: messenger RNA, 753 nt
Organism: Strongyloides ratti
Lineage: Eukaryota; Metazoa; Nematoda; Chromadorea; Rhabditida; Strongyloididae
Exons: 3
Coding region: 1-753 (250 amino acids)
Source: RefSeq, a predicted model, not a curated record
AUGUUACCACGUAGAGGAAGUUUUCAAAUUGAAGACUUAGAUGAUGAUUUUGGAUAUAUUAAAAAACAAUCAUUAACUGGUAAUGAAAUAAGAAAUGGCAAUACAAAUAGAGUUUAUGAAUCUACUACAUAUUCGAAUGAUAAUAAUGUACUAGUUUAUGAACCAAUUGAAUGUACUCCAAAUAUGUGCGCAAAUCCAUAUGUAUUGUUAAGAUUUUUUGAAUUAGCAGCACUUUUCGCAAUUCAUUGGUUAACACAAAUUGUUUGUGGUAGAGAUGAUUGUACAAUGAUUCUUAAUGAAUUUGGUUAUAAAGCAGAAGCUCAAGGUCUUGUCUUAGCUAUUGAUAUGCUCCUUGCUGUAAUAAUUGCAAUAAUUAUUGUUUGUUAUUCAUUAAAUAUGCAUAAAGCAUAUCCAGAUAUUAUUUUAAUGAUUGAAAAAAUUCAUGGAAUUUUAGGUUUUGUUCUUUUAAUUAUAUGUGGAAUAAUUGGUUCUAUUUAUGCUGCACAGACUGCCUGGGAUAGAGAAUUAAAUAGAAUUGGACGAGCCACAGCUGGUGUCAGACCACAAUGGAUUGCAGCUGCCUGCCUAGAAUUCGUCUUAGCAUUCGUUUAUUUGGCAGAUUAUAUUGGUCAAAGAAAAGAAGGAUAUCCAUUUUCAUAUUCUAUUAAUACAGCUAAAGAUCGAACAAAACUUGAAGCCAUUAGAAGACAAAAAAUUAUACGUGAACAUAAACUUCGUCAACAAUUUUAUUAA